Messenger RNA from Polistes canadensis, 893 nucleotides. RefSeq names its product nucleolar protein 16. The transcript is spliced from 3 exons. Gene Ontology annotation, biological process: ribosomal large subunit biogenesis. Gene Ontology annotation, cellular component: nucleolus. The record is from RefSeq and is a predicted model, not a curated record. Lineage: Eukaryota; Metazoa; Arthropoda; Insecta; Hymenoptera; Vespidae. Bases 119 to 676 code for a protein of 185 amino acids.
AAUGUGUUGAAUAUUACACUCUUAACCAUGUCUUAACAUUGGAAAGAGUACACGUUCCAUCUUGUAUUCGUGUGUUGUUAUAUUUAUUUAUUAAAAAUAUAUAUUUCAUUAUUAAAAAAUGACGAAAAUAAGAAAAGUGAAGCGUAAGAAGAAGUAUCGUACGAAUGUAAAUCGAAAAAGACUACGUAACAAGUUACAAAAGCUACCUACGAUAGGAUGCAAGAAAAUAAAAGAAGAAUGGGAGAUUUAUAAAUCAACACGUAGUAAUCUAAAAGAGAUGGGUUUAGUAUAUGAUCCCAAUGAGACUUUACAAAUUCCCAAUGUAAAACAGGAAUUACUGAAAGAAGUUAAAGAAAAAUUGAUGGAAAAUAGUAUGGAAAUUGAUAGUGAAGAAGAAGAAAUAGAUGUAAUAACCAUACCACCUAAAAUUAAUGUUGCACAAGCUUUAAAAGAGGAAGCAUGUGGAACUAGGAGAAGACUGUUUCAAUUACCGCAUAGUCAAGUACAGUUUAUCACUUAUUUAUUAGACAAAUAUGGAGAAGAUUAUGAGGCUAUGGCACGCGACAAGAAGAAUCACUAUCAGUUAACUUGGAGACAAAUUCGUGCUAAAAUAAAAACUUUUAAAGGCAUUCCAGAACAAUAUAAUAAAUAUUUAUCUAAGAAAAUUGAAAUGUAAUUAACUUUGAUCUUACCAAAUGUAGAAUCAAAGUUAAUUAGUAUAAAAUACGAUGUUUAGUAUAAAAAUCUCUCUCUAUAUAUAUAUAUAUAUUAUACGCGACUAAGAAUUCAUUUUUAUCGUACAUUUACAUUUUAACAUUUUACUUAAUAAAGAAUAAAAACAGAAAAAAUAGAGGAAUGCUAUAAAUAAUAUUAUUAUUACAAAAAUGAAUGUA